Messenger RNA from Umbelopsis ramanniana AG, 912 nucleotides. RefSeq lists its product as uncharacterized. Gene Ontology annotation, cellular component: nucleolar ribonuclease P complex. The transcript is spliced from 6 exons. Gene Ontology annotation, molecular function: RNA binding. Lineage: Eukaryota; Fungi; Mucoromycota; Umbelopsidomycetes; Umbelopsidales; Umbelopsidaceae. Bases 16 to 816 code for a protein of 266 amino acids. Gene Ontology annotation, biological process: tRNA processing. The record is from RefSeq and is a predicted model, not a curated record.
ACAAGAGUUACCACUAUGUUUUACGAUUUCAAUAUACCAUACCCGACAUCGGCUGCAGAUCGCGUAGGUUAUGAGAAUCUGAAGAAAAUUCUUGUACAGCUUUCAAAAUAUCGGCGAGGUGUGGUUGCGCUCAAUCAUACUGUCGUUGGCAAAGUCAAUGCUUCCCAGGCAAAUCCAAUUCUACCUGUUGAAGCUUCACCAGAUAUACAGCAGCUGUCUAGGUUAACAGUAGUUGCUGACGAUGUAACGCACAAUUAUGGAUUGCAUUCGAACAACCCCACUGUCAAUGCCUUUGAUCUAUUAGCAAUCCGUACAUCGAACGAAAAGGUCUUUGCGGCUGCAUGCUCUUCAUAUGAAAUCGACAUUAUCUCGCUAGAAUGUAGUAGCCGGCUACCAUUUUUCUUGAAGGGCUCAACACUUGGGCAGGCGUUGGAUCGCGAGGUGUAUUUCGAAAUUUCCUACGCGGCUGGCAUACGAGAUCAAAACGCACGCCGGCAUUUGUAUAACAAUGCAAAGCGAUUGGUUACUGUAACCAAAGGGAAAAACAUCAUCUUCUCAAGUGAAGCACUCAACGCUCUCGAGAUCAGAAGCCCUCACGACCUUAUUGCAUUUGGGGUUUCCAUUGGUCUUAAUCAAGCGAAAGCAAAGGAUUGUAUCACUGAGAAUUGUCGACGAGUAUUGAAACGAAGCGAGACGAGGAGAGUAACCCAUAAAGCAGUUAUUAGUGUUGUGUCAGAUAAAUCAGCAGAAGCGGUCAAGAAACGAAAGAACGAAGCAGAUAAUUCACAAAAUGCAAAGUCAAGGAAAACACAAUGAAUGUACACAGCUUGCCUUGUUUCCAUGGCAUCUGGAAUAUUCAAUAGAUCUCCCAAUUAGUAAAAGCAAACGCUUUGUUCUGCUACAUCAAAAUGU